GGGUUUGGUUGCGCGAGGGCUGCAGUUUCAGUUUGUUUUAUUCACCAUUUUGAGUAGCUGAAGGUACUAAAAAAGAGAAAAUUUUAAUUAAAGCCUAUUUAGCUAUAGGCUUUUACAGAUUUACACAAGGGAGAGGAGAGAAGAGAGGGGGGUCGGUUUAAUUAUUAUUUUAUUAUUUUAUUUUUUCCUCUCUCUCUUUAUAAGAGACGUCGCAUUCAGGUUGCCCGUUUGCUGAAAACCCCCCUCCUUUUUUUGCUUUUUAUUUUCUAGAUUUUUUUUGUGUUGCUCGUUUAGCCGCCGAUCUGAGGGAGCUCCACUACGUUCCUCCUGCGAAAAAGGCUUUAAAACAAUGUCGAGACCAGUGAGGAACCGGAAGGUGGUGAAUUAUUCACAGUUCAAUGAAUCUGAUGAUGGAGAGGACUACGAGAGAAGCUCCGAAAAGCCCAAGAAGGUGCGUGCAGCCCCCCGUGAAAUCAAGCACAAGAAGACCAAGAAUUCCAAGGAAGAGAGCGAGGACUCAGACGAAAAGCUGUCCAAAUCCAAAAAUGAUUCAGCCGAUGAUUUUGGUAGUGAUGAAGACAAUGACUUUGGAGGAGAGGAGAAAGAGGACGGUGGAAGCGAUUACGAAGCUAAGAAGGGGAAAAAGGGAAAGAAAAGCAAGCCGGAGAAACCUGGCAAAAGAUCACUGAAGAGGAAACGAGAUUCUGACGAGAGUGACGAGGACAAGGAGGUGAGCAGGAAGCCGAGGCAGGUGAGGCAAGCUGCCUCUAAGGCUGCAUCCAAACAGAGAGAGAUCCUGCUGGGAGGAGGAAGUGAGGAUGAGGAGAAGGACGAAGAGGAGCCGGCCUUCGUGGACCAAGAAUCCGGCAGUGAUGAAGACUUCAUGGUGGAUGAUGACGAUGACAGUGACUAUGGCCGUUCCAAAAAGAAGGGCAAGAAGAUCGCCCCGAGAGGGAGGAAAGUGGAGAAGAAGGAGAAGAAGUCCCCCAAACCCAGGCUAAAGGCUACAGUCACCCCAAGUCCAAUGAAGGGCAAGGGAAAGGGUCGCCCGAGCGCGGCUAAGGCCCUGGAGAAAUCCUCGCCCAAAGAGGAGGAGGAGCCCGAGAGCCCGGUGGAGGACGAAGAGGAGGACGAGGUGGAGAAGAAGGACUCUCCGCCCCCCGCCAAGAAGAAGGAGGACGCCCCUGAGGAGGAGGAAGAGGAGGAGGAGGAGGACGGUUCAGAAGAAGAUGCUCCAUCUGGGGAAGACUAGCCAGGCUCUGAAUGGCAGCUCCCCUCCCCAUCUGCAUCUCACUUUUCUCUCUCUCUUCUCUGACUUCCCCCUCUUUCUCUCUCUCUGUCUCUCUCUACCUCUCCCUCUCUCUUUCUUUCAUCAUUCUUUCAUUCUAUCUCUCUCUUGUUAUCUCUUCUCCCCUCUUCUUCUUUCUCUCUCUUGCUUUGUUUCUCUUCUGAGGGUUUUGUUUUCAGAGUCUGUGGUGACCUGGCUCAAUGGUUUGAACUAUUGGAUUGAUUUUAAUUUUUUUUUUUUUUUGGUUUGUUUUAUUGUUCUUUUUUUAUUUUUUUUAACCUAUAAAUUCCAUAUCACAAACCGCAUUGUCCCAGGACGCGUUAGACUUAACGGCAUGUAUGUAAUUGCAGGAGAAUGUGACUGAACUGAACUGGUUUUAUUUAUCCGUAUAAAGCUAUGAAGAUCCCCCCCCCCUUAUGUUUUAGCUGAUCUACUUGCGUUUAAGAUGAUGGAUCGCUGCUUUAGACGGUUAUUUCGCCGACGGUUACAAUUCUUUUAUGUUUUUCUUUUAAACUACAUCCCUUUUCUACAGCUCAGCUUUAUUGGGGUCUCUCCCCACAAUUCACUACAGUGAAAUUCUCAGCUUUGGUUUUGGAGUACCCACAGGAUCCACAGGAUGGCAGGAGUGUUUUCCUUGAGUUUACCAUUAAAGGGGAAAAACUACCACUUUACUACAUCAACCACUGACACUCGAAUUUAAAUUUCUGCUGAUUUUAGUUGUUGAAAUAGAAAUAGAAAGAAAGUCAUUCAGAGUGAGUUAAAUUAUUUGUGAAAUUGUUCACUUUAGGGAAAAGUUUCAGCUCAUUUCUUUACAAGGUGCUGGUGGUUCAGUUAUACAGCUCUGGAAAAAAUAAGAGAUCACUUCAGUUUCUUAAUCAGUUUCUCUGAUUUUGCUAUUUAUAGGUUUAUGUUUGAGUAAAAUGAACAUUUAUUUUAUUCUAUAAACUACAGAAAACAUUUUUCACAAAUUCCAAAUAAACAUAUUGUCAUUUAAAGCAUCUAUUUGCAGAAAAUGAGAAAUGGCAUAAUUAACAAAAAAUAUGCAAAGCUUUCAGACCUCAAAUAAUGCAAAACAAGAAAACAAGUUCAUAUUCAUAAGAUUUUUAGAGUUCAGAAAUCAAUAUUUGAGUUUUCAUGCAUCUUGGCAUCAUGUUCUCCUCCACCAGUCUUGCACACUGCUUUUGGAUAACUUUAUGCCUUUAUCUUACUCUUUAUUACAUUCCAGAGGUUUUCGAUUCGGUGAAAUCAAAGAUCUGAGCUGUAUAUUAAUGUAGUCAUUUUUUCCCAUCCUUAUUGACCAGCCAACCUAACCUCCUAUACACACUUCUUUUUUUUUUCUUUUUUUGGUAUGUUUCCAGUUUUAUAUGUCAUGUUAAUAAUAGUAAUAUAAUAUCGUAAAUCUAGAAAAAGGACAAAAAAACUAACAAAACAAAAGCUUUCUUUAGGGAAAUAUGUUUUUCUUCCUUUUUAUGAUUUUUAAAACUAGCAUACAAAAAAAAAAAACGAUGUCUCAGUCAAUCAAGCAGUAUAUCCUCUUUAUAUUUUUCUCUUUAUUCCAUGUAGUAUAUUAUCUGUAUAAAAUCUGUGGGGGAGCUUUCUUUUAAAAACUUUACAAAAUACAUCUUACUUUCAUCUGACCUUUUUCUCUAUGGAACAGAACCUUUUGCAUAAUUUCACAACCAUUCUGAAUGACUUUUUUUUUUCUUAACAGCAGUGUUACCAUGUGAUCUUUCCUGAGUUGGUGGUGAUUAAGUUGACGUUGGUGGUGUUAUUCCCCUUUAACGCAGGUAGAUUGUAGAUUCGUAGGGAAAAAGACAGCAUUAGGAAACACUGGUGAGGCUUAUUUGUGAGUCGGUUGUGAAGUGACCCCUGGAGGACUAGCAGUUAUUAUAUUUAAACAUAAAUGGCAUGACAAUGUAAGGAAAUUUGUGUUUGGUAGUUCUGUUGUGUUUGUUGCAAUGCUUCUUGGCUGUAAAUCAUAUACAGUUGGAAAACCUGUUAAUUCCCAUUUUUAAAUGGAGCCACAUUUGUAAGGAACUUGCAUUUGUGAGCUGGGCAGCAGAGCUGAGUAGUAUUUGAUUUGCACCCAUGAAAAAAAACAAAAAUCGUCAAAUCUUCUCUGCCAAUGCCAAACAGCUCAUUUUGCUGUUGCUAAUGACACUUGUUCUGAGCUUCUGGUACCCCUGCUUGGAAGCGUCUGUGAGCAUGGGCUCUGCUACAGUGGUCAGUAGGUGUCUGCUUCAAAAAUUGGCAUCGCACAACUUGGACAAGCUGGUGUUUUGGGGGGGUGGGGGUUGCGACAUUAUUUGGAUUGAGCCCUGGUACCAGCAUUUUCAAACUGCUGAAGGCUCUAAAUUCCUUAUAAUGAGGGAUGUCAGAGACUCAACAAGAAGACGACACUCGAAGAUGAUCACCAAGCGAUUAAAUGAAUAAUCGGAGAAUAAUCAUCUGUUUGGCAUUGGCAGAGAAGAUUUGGCUCUUUUUUUGCUGUUAAUCCUAUAAAAGCAUGUUCCUUACAAAUGUGGAUUUAUUUAAAAGAGUAAUUAGCUAAUUAGAAGUCUUUCCAACAGGUAUAAGAUUUAUUUCCAAAAAAAAAAAUACAACAAAUGUAUCAAACCAAAUCUACUGAACACAAAUAACCUUACUUUUUGUUUGCUAUAUGCGCGCACACUAUCUUUUUUUUUUAAUUAUUAUUAUUAAUUCUUAGCUUUAUUUUUUGUUUUAUAUCUAUUUUUUAUUUUUUUUUUUUUUUUUUAAAUCUUGAUCAGGAUAUGAUCAAUGACCGACAGCAUUUCCUCCGUCAGUGACCCGGAUUCCCACAGUGAAAUGUAAAAUAUUCAUGUUUUUUUUUAUUUUCCACUUUAUUGUAGUAUCAGCUGCCAAUCAGCUGCCUGUAUCUGAUUGAUUGAUUGAUGUUAGGAAAGCAGCAGGCCUGGAUUUCAUGCUGGGUCUCUUUGUUUUUUAGUUUUUUCACGGUUUUUAUCAUUGCCUGUGGUGUUGAGGUCGUUUUUUUGGCAAGGUACUGUCGACAGCUUUGGCCAUCUCGUCCCUCCUCGACACGAGUUUUAUUUUUCACCUCUUUUAGGAAAACUCACUUCUUUUUUUUUUUUUUUUUUUUUCCAUUAUUUUAUUUUUAUUAUUAUUAUUUUAUAUAAUUCAGAAGAACUGUGCUGUUGUCGUAACUGGUUUUUACUGAUGAACAUGUUGGAUGAAAUUAGUUUUUUUUUUUUUUUUUUUAAUAUUGUUUUUGAUUGUUUGUUUUUUUUCCCAUCCACAUUUCCAGGUCAUCUCAUGUUGGGACUGUAGUAUAAAGUUUUGACGUGCAUCGCAUGAGUGCGUCUGUGUGUGUGUGUGUGUUUGUGCGCGCUCGGACGGAGCCUUAAGCAGUGUAACUCUAUGGGAGGCGUUUUAAUGAAGGUUUUGUGUGCGCCAUGCUUGCCUUGCAAAGCCUUGUGGGUCUUUUCUCUAUUUCUCUCUUUAUUUCUUUUAUUUCUUUGCUUAUUUUUAUUUUUUUUUUAAGCUGAAUGGAGCCCAUGCAAGCUUUGCCACAUUCUGGUUUCUGGCGUCAGAGGAGAUAAACAGUGAUAAACAGUGAUGAAUGACGGGGAAAGCACACUAGAACUUGAGCGGAUAGACCCUAAAUGAUGCUGUACAUGUCUAGAAUGUUAAGCAAACUACCAAUAUACGAAUAAAUACCAUAAAUCAGACAUCAGACCUUAUUAUUAUUAUCAUUAUCAUCUCUCGCUAUAGUGUGAUCUCAGAGUUUGGAAGGUUUCUGGAGCUCGUAGUCCCUGUGGAUGUUUCAUGUAUCAGUAGAGUUUGUGUUUGGAUUGGGGUUUUUAAAUGCGUGUUCAUUUCUCUGUAGAGUUCACUUCCGGAUCGUUCCAUUAAGCUGCUUUGUCCAGCUUCAGUGGGUGCUUUAGGAUUGCCUACAUGUUGGUGUGAGGAGUUCCUGAUUUCACUGAAGUGUUCUGGACGCACAGGGCUUCGCUUCUCCUCAUAUGCAUGAACGCACACCUUUACGGCAAAACUAGCAUCCCGACACGGUUCAGUCUUUUGUGCCAGGCAUCAUAAGAGUACCCCCCCUUCCUCGCCCCGCCCCCUUCUCCCAGUGUGUCGUCUCUAUUGGUUUUGAAUCCACAAAUGGUGAAACAAACAAAAAAAAAAUAACAACCUGUUUUUUUUUGUUGUUGUUUUUUGGUUUUGUUUUUUGUCAUUCUCCUCAGAUUUUUUUGUAAUUUGUUUUUUAAGAAAAGAAAUAAAAAUGUAUCUUGAUUUUAAAAAGUAAA
Messenger RNA from Astyanax mexicanus (Mexican tetra), 5577 nucleotides. RefSeq names its product nuclear casein kinase and cyclin-dependent kinase substrate 1a (gene nucks1a). The record is from RefSeq and is a predicted model, not a curated record. Lineage: Eukaryota; Metazoa; Chordata; Actinopteri; Characiformes; Acestrorhamphidae. Gene Ontology annotation, biological process: double-strand break repair via homologous recombination; interstrand cross-link repair. Gene Ontology annotation, molecular function: single-stranded DNA binding; double-stranded DNA binding. The transcript is spliced from 8 exons. The coding region runs from base 350 to 1252 and encodes 300 amino acids. Gene Ontology annotation, cellular component: cytoplasm.